Molecule: messenger RNA, 4026 nt
Organism: Cutaneotrichosporon cavernicola
Lineage: Eukaryota; Fungi; Basidiomycota; Tremellomycetes; Trichosporonales; Trichosporonaceae
Gene: ADE6
Exons: 1
Coding region: 1-4026 (1341 amino acids)
Biological process (GO): 'de novo' IMP biosynthetic process
Molecular function (GO): phosphoribosylformylglycinamidine synthase activity
Source: RefSeq, a predicted model, not a curated record
AUGCUUGUCCUCCCCGGUUCGUCGGCGAUCACGCCCACGCGGCGCACGACGCUCCUCGCCGCGCUGCAGGCUGUCUUGCCCAGCGUGACUGGCCUGGACGCUGUGCACCUGCACCUCGUGAACGCGGUCUCUACCGACGCGGAGAAAGUGCUCGCGGAGGCUACCGGUGAGCAGCGCCGCAUCCUCGACACGCUCCUUGCGUACGGCGACGACGAGCGUCAGGCUUCGACCAAGGCCUGGCUCUCUGACGCCAUCAAGCCCAAGGACGUGCUUGCCGUAUACAUCCUUCCCCGUGCCGGCACUAUUUCUCCGUGGAGCUCCAAGGCGACCGACAUUGCCAAGCUCUGCCGCCUCGAGCAGUACAUCAAACGUAUCGAGCGCGGUGCCCUCUACCUCGUGUCGGGCGCCGGUGUCUCGCUCGAGCAGCUCGGCUCUACUUUGCACCUCAUUCACGACCGCAUGACCCAGGUCGUCACUACCACGCUCCCUGAGUCGGCAGCCAUUUUCCCGCCCUCGCACAAGCCUGACCCGCUUGUCACCGUUGAGCUUGUCGGCGCCGAGAACCCCGUCGCCGUCCUCGAGGAGGCCAACGUGCGCCUCGGUCUUGCCCUCAGCGCCGAGGAGAUCCCCUAUCUCGUCGACUCGUUUGUCGCCGCUGGCCGCAACCCUACCGAUGCCGAGCUCUUCAUGUUCGCCCAGGUCAACUCGGAGCACUGUCGCCACAAGAUCUUCAACGCCAAGUGGACCAUCGACGGCACCGAUAAGGAGAACUCGCUCUUCGGCAUGAUCCGCAACACCGAGAAGGCGUGCAACUCGAACGGCACGCUCUCCGCGUACGAGGACAACGCCGCCGUCCUCCAGGGCUUUACCGCCCCCCGCUUCGCCGUCGACGGUGGCAAGGACCACGCGUACGCCGCCAACGAGGAGGCUAUGCCCAUUCUCAUCAAGGUCGAGACCCACAACCACCCCACCGCCGUCUCCCCUUACCCUGGCGCGUCGACCGGCUCGGGCGGUGAAAUUCGUGACGAGGGUGCCACUGGCCGUGGCUCUCGUCCUAAGGCUGGUCUCGCCGGCUUCACCGUCUCUGACCUCCUCAUUCCUGGCUUCAAGCAGGAGUGGGAGUCAGACGUCGGCCGCCCGGCUCACAUUGCCUCGGCGUACGACAUCAUGAUCGAGGCACCUCUCGGUGCUGCGGCCUUCAACAACGAGUUCGGCCGCCCCGCGCUUGGCGGCUACUUCCGCACGUUCCUCAUGGAGGUCCCGAGCCCUCAGGGUUCUCCAGAGUGGCGCGGAUACCACAAACCCAUCAUGAUCGCUGGUGGUCUUGGCAACGUCCGUGAGAAGUACGCACGCAAGGACAAGAUUACCCCUGGCGCCAAGAUCAUUGUGCUUGGUGGCCAAGGUAUGCUCAUCGGCCUCGGUGGUGGUGCUGCCUCCUCGAUGACUUCAGGCCAGUCAUCGGCUGACCUCGACUUCGCGUCCGUCCAGCGUGACAACCCGGAGAUGGAGCGCCGUGCCCAACAGGUCAUCGACGCCUGUGUUAACCGUGGCUCCAAGGGCCCCGGCAACCCCAUCCAGUCGAUCCACGACGUCGGUGCAGGUGGUCUCUCGAACGCCCUCCCCGAGCUUGUCCACGACGCCGGCCUCGGUGCCGUCUUCGAGAUCCGUGACGUCCUAGUUGACGACCCGAACAUGUCGCCCAUGGAGAUUUGGUGCAACGAGUCGCAGGAGCGCUACGUCCUCGCCGUUGGCCCCGAGGACCUCCCUGCCUUUGAGGAGAUUGCCCGCCGUGAGCGUGCUCCCUUUGCAGUCGUCGGUACUGCCACUGAGGAGCAGCGCCUCGUUGUCACCGACCGCCUUCUUGGCGACAACGUUAUUGACAUCGCCAUGUCGGUCCUCUUCGGCAAGCCGCCCCGCAUGCACCGCAAGGACCAGACUGUCAAGCCUCAGCGUGACGCCUUUGACUCGUCGCUCCAGGCGUACGCCGGCGCCACGCUCGAGACCGCCGUUGACCGCGUUCUCCACCUCCCCUCGGUCGGCUCCAAGUCGUUCCUCAUCACCAUUGGCGACCGCUCUAUCUCGGGUCUCGUCACCCGUGACCAGAUGGUUGGCCGCUGGCAGGUCCCUGUUGCCGACGUCGCCGUCACUCGCUCGUCGUUCGGCUUCGACGUCGUUGUCGGUGAGGCCAUGGCCAUGGGUGAGCGCACCCCGCUUGCCCUCAUUUCGGCCGGUGCCUCGGCUCGUAUGGCCGUCGCCGAGUCGCUCACCAACCUCGUCGCCGCCUCGAUCCCUGACCUUGCCAAGGUCAAGCUGUCGGCCAACUGGAUGUCGGCUGCCUCGACGGAGGGCGAGGGCUCGCGCCUUUACGAGGCCGUUGAGGCCAUCGGCCUCGACCUCUGCCCUGCUCUUGGCGUGGGUAUUCCUGUCGGCAAGGACUCGAUGUCGAUGAGCAUGCGCUGGCAGGCCGACGGGCAGAAGAAGGAGGUGACCGCUCCUCUCUCGCUCAUCGUCACUGCCUUCUCGCCGGUCGACAACGUUGAGCGCACCUGGACUCCUGAGCUCCGCACCGACGCAGGCGAGACCACCCUUGUGUUCGCUGACCUUGCCCGUGGCAAGCAGCGCCUUGGUGGCUCGGCGCUCGCUCAGGUCUUCAAACAGCUCGGCGCCGAGGCUCCCGAUGUCGAGAACGCUGCCGAGCUCAAGGCUUUCUUCACCGCCGUCCAGGCCCUGCACGGCUCCGACAUUGUCCUCGCCUACCACGACCGCUCGGACGGUGGUCUCUUCACCUCCGUUGUCGAGAUGGCAUUUGCCGGCCGCACCGGUGUUGAGCUCAACGUUGACGCUGUAUCGAAGUCCGGUGACGCUGCUGCUGCUCUCUUCAACGAGGAGCUCGGUGCCGUCUUUCAGGUCCGCACCAAGGACCUCCAGGCCUUCCAGCACGCUUUCGUUCACGCUGGGUUCCCUACCCAGUACCUCCACGCCUGCGGCUCCGUCCUCGGCCGCGAGGACCAGCGCAUCUCGAUCCUUGCCAACGGGCAGGAGAUCUUCCGCUCCACCCGUGGCAAGCUCCAGCAGGCGUGGGCUGAGACCUCGUACCGCAUGCAGGCGGAGCGUGACGAGCCCAGCGGUGCCAAGCAGGAGUUUGACGCCAUCCUUAACGACGCCGAAAAGGGUAUCCUCUACGACAUCAAGUUCCCCUUCCUCCCCAGCGUCGACCGCGCCAUCACCGCUCCUCCCAAGGUCGCCAUCCUCCGUGAGCAGGGCGUCAACGGCCACAUCGAGAUGGCGUGGUCGUUCCACGCGGCCGGCUUCGAGGCGAUCGACGUUCACAUGUCGGACAUCAUCAGUGGCAAGCUCCAGCUUUCUGGCUUCGCUGGUAUCGCCGCUUGCGGUGGCUUCUCGUACGGUGACGUGCUUGGUGCUGGUUCCGGCUGGGCCAACUCUGUGCUGCUGAACUCCACUGCACGGUCCGAGUUCUCCGCCUUCUUCGGGCGCAAGGACUCCUUCGCGCUCGGCGUGUGCAACGGCUGCCAGUUCUUCAGCCAGCUGCGCGACAUCAUCCCUGGCACCGAGUCUUGGCCUCUGUUCAAGUCCAACCGCUCGGAGCGCUUCGAGGGCCGUGUGGCGACCGUCAAGAUCUCGGAUGGCACGACCUCCGUUCUCCUCGCAGGCAUGGAGGGCUCGUCGCUUCCCGUGGCCGUCGCACACGGCGAGGGCCGCGCUGACUUUGCCGAGAAAGGGGACCUCAAGGCGCUCAACGCGGCCAACCUUGUCCCCGUGCGCUACGUUGACGGCAACGGUGCCGUCACGCAGCAGUACCCCCUUAACCCUAACGGAUCACCGGAAGGUAUCGCGGCUGUGCAGACGGCCGACGGCCGCGUCCUCGCUAUCAUGCCUCACCCCGAGCGUGUCGUCGCCGCCGAGUCCAACUCUUGGUUCCCUGCCGACAAGCGCGGCGAGUGGAAGGGCAAGGGACCAUGGUUCCGCAUCUUCCAGAACGCUUACGCGUUCGCCACCAAGGCAUAA